Messenger RNA from Armigeres subalbatus, 1543 nucleotides. RefSeq names its product zinc finger protein 23-like. Gene Ontology annotation, molecular function: zinc ion binding; DNA-binding transcription factor activity, RNA polymerase II-specific. Gene Ontology annotation, biological process: regulation of transcription by RNA polymerase II. The coding region runs from base 1 to 1521 and encodes 506 amino acids. The record is from RefSeq and is a predicted model, not a curated record. The transcript is spliced from 5 exons. Gene Ontology annotation, cellular component: nucleus. NCBI's taxonomy places the organism in Eukaryota, Metazoa, Arthropoda, Insecta, Diptera, Culicidae.
AUGAUUUUGAAUGUAAAGCUACCGGUGGACAAAGCCACUUUUCACAUGCGCACUAAAGACAAACUUACUGUUGAGGUUGAAGAUAAUUUCGCUCAUUCUUCUCUUGCUCGAAAACUCACCAUUAUUGUUCGUAAAAAAACACAGAUUCACCCAACUGGACGGUUCACGGCGCGUGACACACUGAACGGCGAAGCUUUUCGCGUGAUCGCACUGCCAGUAAAAGGAAGCCUUUCGUUGCGUGCGCACACUGCCUACUUCGGUCCUCGAAUAAUCACAAUGGAAAUCUGUCGGCUGUGCAUGGAGGCCAGCAACCUCAAUCAAUCAAUGGCAGACGAAACCAUCCAGGUGAUGGUAGAAGACUGUAUUCAAAUCAAACUGGAUCCUCCGAACGAUCUGCUUCCGCUGGACAUCUGCGACGAUUGCUACUACCGAGUGAAGGAUUUCUCCGAGUUCAAAGAAAACUGCCACACCAUCCAGGAAAUGUUGCAGCAGGAGAUUGAGGAAAAUCGACGGGAACAAGACAAAAGUAGUGAUUCUGGAGCGCAGAGCAUUUUGAGUGAUGACAUACAAUACUCCGACUACAUCGAAGACAGCUUAAUUUUCAGUGAAAUAUCGACUGAUGUACUGAGCGAUUUGCAAAGUAGCUGCGAUACCGAUAUAGAUAAACUUGCAAAUGAGAUUUUUAAUGAAGCUAAUUACGGCAUUAUCAAUGAUAGUAAUAAUAAUCACAAUGAUGAAAUUGGCAAUAAUAAUAACCGUAGUGAUAACAGUAAUAAUAGUGAGAUUAUAAAUAAUGAAAUUACCAAUCAAAGCCUAUUCAUUGUGGUGAAUGGUUAUAUCGACAAUAGUUGUAAUAUUACUAAAGAACAAGAGAAUGACAAGACUGAGGCGGAAACAGGACCCACCGUCAGUAACGAUAGCAAGAGGCGUAUGGCCAGACGAUGCUACAGAGACGAAUACUCGUCGGCGCUUCUAACAUGUGAAAUUUGUGGGAAAAUGGUACACAAAACGUUACUACCGGGUCAUCUGAACAUGCACAAUGGCGUGAAACCGUACGUGUGUCCCCGCGAAGGAUGCAAAUCAGCGUUCCACUGCAAGCACAAGCUAAAACGGCACCUUGGCUACAAGCACACGGAUGGGAAUUUCCCGUGCAACGAGUGCGACAAGGUGUUCAACUCGAAUCUGGCCCUGUACCAUCAUCAGUUUGCGACGCACCAACUGCGAGAUAAGGCAUGCAAACACUGCGACAAGAAGUUUCGAAACAACCACGGUCUCAACAGACACAUGCAGAUCCACAAGCAGGAGAGGAAAUUCAAGUGCUCCCAUUGUCCGAUGACCUUCGCGAAAAGUUCGCUGUGUGAAGCGCACAGCCGAACGCAUACCACGGAACGACCCUACGUGUGUUCGAAAUGCAAUGCCGACUACAGCUACCGGCGACUGUUGGUCAAUCACAUUAGACGAAAACAUCCUGGCUCAGAAGCUAUGUUACAGGCCAUUGAAUGCAUUACUAAAGUGAGUUAGAAUAAGAAGAGAUGCAAUAUUA